Messenger RNA from Diabrotica virgifera virgifera (western corn rootworm), 3824 nucleotides. RefSeq names its product DNA-binding protein D-ETS-3 (gene Ets65A). Lineage: Eukaryota; Metazoa; Arthropoda; Insecta; Coleoptera; Chrysomelidae. Gene Ontology annotation, biological process: regulation of transcription by RNA polymerase II; cell differentiation. The transcript is spliced from 7 exons. Bases 193 to 990 code for a protein of 265 amino acids. Gene Ontology annotation, molecular function: sequence-specific DNA binding; DNA-binding transcription factor activity, RNA polymerase II-specific. Gene Ontology annotation, cellular component: nucleus. The record is from RefSeq and is a predicted model, not a curated record.
CAUAAACUCGACAGAUUGUAGUCACCAAAUCACUUCUGACGUACUGUCAAGUUAAGAAAGUCUCAUUCAAGGGUGUUUCGUGCGUAGUGUCAUACUGAGUGUCGAAUAUUUGACGUGAUUCAUAGUGCAACAUGAACGUGUAGCUUGGGAUUUUGUAAAACUGUUGAGUGGCCAUACUUAAUUGAUUUUGAAAUGAUGCUGGAUAUUAAGCCGACCGCGGAUUACCUCAGUAGGAACUCCACUUUCGGACAGUUUUCUAUGCUAUUUGAUACUUCAUACAAAGGAUCAUGGAGCUCACAUACUGCAGCACAAUCACAAGGUUAUGGAACGAACAGCUUGACGGGCAUGACGAAAGCAUCUUUAGAUCCUCACAGUCAUCUACGACAACCAGAUCCAUAUCAGAUGUUUGGACCCACAAGUAGUCGUUUAGCGAGUUCAGGAUCUGGACAAAUACAGCUCUGGCAGUUUCUAUUAGAAUUAUUAAGCGAUUCUUCAAAUGCUGCUUGUAUUACAUGGGAAGGAACAAAUGGAGAAUUCAAACUUACGGAUCCUGAUGAAGUGGCCAGAAGAUGGGGUGAAAGGAAAUCCAAACCAAAUAUGAACUAUGACAAAUUAUCCAGGGCAUUAAGAUAUUACUAUGAUAAAAACAUAAUGACAAAGGUCCACGGUAAACGAUACGCCUACAAAUUCGACUUUCAAGGUUUAGCCGCUGCAACGCAACCAGCAACAAGCGAUCCCAGCAGCUACAAGUACCAAAGUGAACUCUUCAUGAGCUCCUACCACCACAGCGCAAAGCUAGGUAGCUUUAUGAGCCCUCAUGCAACAAUCCCCAGUUCAGCAGCAUCCAUAUUUCCCUCACCUGGUUCCUACUGGAGUAACCCAAGCGCAAACCUCUACUCCAACAUAGCAGCCAGCACACACUCAAUCAGUCAUCAUGCAGGGCCGCAUCUAGGUGCACCUCCUCUCGGCUCUUAUCCGCACUACGCAUGACCUGCUUCGAGCUCAUCAUCAGGAUCGGACUGGACGAAGAAACUUACCAUGUAGAAAGUAGGAAGUCCCUGAGAUGAGUUAGUUCUAACAUAAUUUAAACCACCGACCAAAAGUCGGGAUUUAAAAGUGUUAUAAAAAAUGUAACUCAAGUUUGCGGAAAGUUGACAGGGCGGGAGGUUUAAGGAUUUGUUAAUUUGCAAAUUCUGGUAGAAAAAAUUGUUUAAUAUUAAUCGAUAAUGUUAAUUAAGAAAAAAGUCAUUUUCUAUUAAAAAUUAUCAAAAUGUUGAUUAUAAUUUUAGUCGUUUUAUGGAUGCUACAUUUUUUAAAGUAAGUACCUAUAUUUACUAAACUUCUUUGAGAAUAAUACUUAUUUCUCCCUUUAGUGUUUUCAGAUACAAUAUUUUCAAUAUUAGAAAUAUAGCUCCUUAAAUAUCUGUGAUCUUAAAAUCUUUAUUACUCUUGAAUUUAACGGUUCUAAAACGAUUCACGUUUGCAUUGGUAUUGAUCACUUGAUAAUCUCCACUUACCAUCUUCGCUUAUUUAGGUCUUUCAUUUUUAAAGUAACUUAUAAAUUUGUUAUUUAAUAAAAAAAGAAGAGUUCAUAUUUAUUUUAUCACGGUUCUUGUUUAUUUUACAGUUUUAAUCGUUACAGUAGAAUUCUUUCUUAUUUUUCUAUAGUGGACUCAACUAGAGUCAACCAUUUCUCUUCGGCCAUGAUGGUUGGGUGAAAUGCCCAUGCCAUGAACAAAGUUUUAAUGUGUUUGUUACGUUUGUGAGGCUUUGUUUUCAAUACAAGCCUUAUUACAGAGAUGCAGAUACGUCAAUUGCGACGUAUGCGUAUGUCUGGUUGAUUACGAGAAAGGUUUGAUCGAGUACAGCACGCCAAGAUGAUGCAAAUACUAAAAGAAGCAGGAAUCAACAACCAAGAUCUGAAAAUAAUUAGAAACCUUUACUGGAAUCAGACUGAAAACCUCAAAGUUGACGGUGAAUACACCGAAGAUGUGAAAAUCAUGCGUGGAGUGGGGCAAGACUGCAUUUUGUUCCCUCUAAUUUUCAAUAUUUACCCUAUAACUACCUCGGCACCAUAAUAAAUGAAGAAUGGACCAACAACCAAAGCUAGAUCAACCUUCAACCGUAUGGAGGCCUUAUUCAAGAGCCACAACCUUUCUCUUGGUACAAAAGUAAGAAUGCCAAGAUGCUACGUCUUCUCUGUCCUUUUUUAUGGUGUUCAAUCAUGGACCUUGAACGAAGAUAUGUGCCGAAGGCUAUGAGAAGGUUUGAAAUGUGGCUAUAUCGGAGAAUUCUUAAAAUCCCAUGGACCGAUCGGGUCACAAAUGAGGAGGUCCUUAGAAGAAUAGGGAAGAACCGAGAGGUACUAACCACCAUCAAAUCUCGAAAGUUGGAAUACUUUGGACACAUUAUGCAAAAUGAAUUCAGAUAUUCGCUCCUACUUUCCAAAAAGAUUUGGAAAGCGACGUCCAGGAAGAAGAAGAACAUCCUGGUUAAAGAACCUCAGAACCUCAGAAGCUUUUCCGCGUUGCUGCAGAUAAAGUGAAGAUUGCCAUGAUGAUCGCCAACAUUCGUCACUGAUAGGCCCAUCAAGAAGAAGAACGUUUGUGAGGCCGUUUUUUCAUAUUUUUUUCUGUUUAGGGUUUGCACGGAGGAAAACUGAAAUACAUACGCAUACAAGAUGCUCACGCAUAUGACCAGGCGCAUAUGUAGUGGUACUUCUUUUUACAAUUUUCUUACUUCCUUGAUUGAUUCAAGUGUGUACAAAAUUAAUCAUUCUUUCAACUAACCUAAAAGAAAUUGGGAAAAACAUUGUUCGUUAAAUAGACAAACUGCAGCUGUGUGAAUACACCAUUCUUUUUACUUUCCUAUUGUCCUAUGGAUUAUUUUUUCUAAGAUCUUCCUUACUUACAUAGAUAACAUUAUUGUAUCUUGUAUCCCAACUGGGCAUGAUCCACAGAUUUUAGAAUAGUACGAUACUUUUUAGUUUUCUUCUAAGUGUCUUAAUAAAGUUAAAUGUUUUAUGGUAGUAUUUGUUUCCCGCUUAGAUCAGCUUUGUUUUUUCUUCUACUAAUACCUACGGUGUCAAAAGAAGUCUGGUGGGACUCAUUCCAUGUUAUCGAGCCCUAGGUGACCUGGUACGCCGGAGUAUCUCCCAAAAAUUUUCUUACGCAUUUAAAUUUUGAGAGCAAUAUUGCUUUCUGCAGGAAUAUUCACUAAGACUCGAUGGUUUUAUAUUCUCGAGGAGACUAUGGCAUGACUUCAGAAGUAAUGGGAAUAAUAAGUAUUCUCCAAUACCUUUUUUUUUAUCUUAACACCUCUAAAUUUGACGACUUUCUCGUUGUAUUUACUACGUAUAUUGUUGUUGUUCGGUAUCAACACAACAAUAAUUAUUGCUAUUUGUCUAGUUGGUUUAUUAACAAUUAUGAUUUCCGGUCUAUUAUGUGCCGCUAAUUGAUCGGUGAGCACAAUUCGGUCCCAGUAUAGCUUGUAGUUGUCAUUUUUAUGCAUUCAGUCAGGGACGCAUUGAUAAUAAUAGACCAGGGCGCAUCUGUAAAAAUAUUAGUACAUUUCGAUGUUGAGAGGUGACUCAAAUUUUUUUGCAGAAAUUGCUUGAAAAUAACUCAAAUAAUAAUAUUUGAGUUAUCCUCCCUCUCAAAAGGGUCCGGAACAUUGUUUAAAUAAUCAAAAUGUCAAAAAAUGAAGGAAAAAUUCGAUUUUUUUCUUGGUUUUUUGAUUAUAACUUUAAAAGUAUUCAUUUCCGAGAAACGUUGUACUGACAUAAAAGUUGACUAAUUAAAUUUCCUACAAUAUAGAAUUGGUUA